Molecule: messenger RNA, 3150 nt
Organism: Chelonoidis abingdonii (Abingdon island giant tortoise)
Lineage: Eukaryota; Metazoa; Chordata; Testudines; Testudinidae
Source: RefSeq, a predicted model, not a curated record
GCAGGGCUCUCGUGCUCAGUUCAGUCUCAGUUCAGUCUCUCGGAGGGGCUGGGGCGAGUCUGCACACGGAGCCGCCCAGCUGGGAUCGGAGCCUCGAGCGGCCGGGGGAGCUGGGCCGAGCCAGCGCUGAGGAUGGAGAAGAGCCGCCCGAGCGUGCAGGGUCCCUCCAGGGUUGCGCUCCUGCUCCUGCUGGCCCUGCUGCGCGGCCCGCCCUGGGCGCAGGCAGCCGAGCCAGUGGAUGUGCUGCGGGCGCUGAGGGUGCAGGAUGGCAGGGACGGCGUCUCCAUCGCGGCCGGGAUCUGCACCCAGCGUCGUGGGGCCGAGGAGAGCGACUUCGCCUUCCGCCUGGAGAACAGCACCCAGCUCAGUGCCCCCACCCGUCAGCUCUUCCCAGCCUGUCCCUGUGACACUGAUGGCCCCCGCAGGUGGCACCGUGUGGCACUGAGCGUGGAGGGCACCAACGUGUCGCUGCUGGUGGAUUGCCAGGCGCCCCUGACGCUGCCUCUGGAGCGUGGACCCCGGCCCGUUGUCAGCACCGCAGGCGUCACCCUGCUGGGGACCCGGCUGCUAGACGAGGAGGUGUUCCAGGGCGAUGUCCAGCAGCUGCUGAUCUCUCCAGACCCCCGGGCAGCCCUGCACUACUGCGAGACCUUCAUGCCGGGGUGCGACGUGCCGCUCCCCUACCGCCUGCUGGGCCUGUACCCCGAGGAGAGCGGGCCGGAGCCCACGGCUGCCCCCGCCCGGAGGAAGGGCAGGAAGGGCAAACGCAGGGGCAAAGGCAAGAAGAAGAGGAACAAGGAGCAGGCGGAGCAGCCGGACACCGCGCCCACUGUGGGGCCAGGCCAGGAGGCCCCGACCCAAGCAGCCUCUGCAUUGGAGGUGACCCCAUCUGGGGAGGAGCACGUCACCCCUCUGCCUGAGACCGCCCCUGCCAGCACCGUGACCAUCAGUCUGAACCUCCCCGAGGCCUACGAGGACCUGGGAGGGGAGCACAGGAUCUGGGUGGACGGGGACCCUGGGGCCAACAGCACCGACCCCCCUGACUACGCCCUGAGGGAGUAUGAGGAGUACAAGGGUGGGGAACCCCUGGACCGUGACACCAGCCAGGAGCGCUAUGACCCUGCCGAGCGACGGGAAAUCCUGCGCCAGGCCACCCGGGAAGCUGGCCAAAAGGGCGAGAAGGGGGAGCCGGCUGCCAUCGAGCCCGGCCGGCGAUUUGAUGGGCCGGCGGGAGCCCCGGGCCCAGCGGGUGAGAUGGGCCCCCCGGGGCCGGUGGGGCCGGCAGGGCUGCCGGGGGACCCUGGCGAGCAGGGCCCUGCGGGGCGGCCGGGGCUGCCGGGAGCCGCCGGGGGCCAGGGGCCUCCGGGGACCAUGAUCAUGCUGCCGGUGGCACAGGACCUGGGGGGCCCAGCUGGGGGUGUCGAGUGGAGCCGUCAGCCCUUCUUUCUCCUGCAGGGACCGCGGGGGAUGCAGGGCCCACCCGGCCCGCCAGGGAAAGGGGGCAAACGGGGUCGCUCUGGGGCGGAUGGUGCCAGGGGCCUCCCGGGGGACACCGGACCCAAGGGCGACAGGGGCUUCGAUGGGCUGCCGGGGCUGCCGGGCGAGAAGGGGCUCAAGGGGGACGUGGGGAAGCCGGGCCCCCCGGGCCCCCCAGGAGAGAAUGGAGCCAAGGGCUUGGGCGGCCUGCCAGGACCCAGGGGGCAGCCUGGGGAGCCCGGCCCGCCGGGGAAGCGGGGCAUGCAGGGCGUGGCUGGCGCGACGGCCCCCCGGGAAGUGGGUGUGCCAGGCCUGCCGGCUACCUCGGCGCCCCAGGGCCCCAAGGGCUCUGGCUUCCGGGCCCUGGGCUUGCAGGGAGAAAAGGAGAGGGGCCUGCCAGGGGAGCGAGGCCAGAUGGGGCUGACGGGGAAGCCGGGCCCGAAGGGCGACACCAGCCAUGACGGGGCCCCCGGAGCUGGGGGGGAGAAGGGCCCCCAGGGGCCACAGGGCCCCCACGGUUUCCGAGGCCCGAAGGGGCCGCCCGUAAGAUACCACGGCAAGACCGGCCCCCGGCCCACGGGUGGUGGGCCGCAGGGUAGCUCGGGCGAGACGGGUCCCAUUGGAACGGGGGCAUCCGGGCCCCCUGGGUCCCCCUGGACAGGGGUGCCAGGGGCUGCCGGCGGGAAGGGGCCAAGCGAUGGCGGGUUCUCUGGCGCGGGAUCUUCAGAAGGUCUCAUCGAGGUCUCUUUGCCUUUGCAGGGGGAGCUGGGGGGCUCCGGACAGAAAGGGAGCAAGGGGGACAAGGGGGAGGCGGGCCCACCGGGACCAACUGGUAUCCAGGGACCCAUCGGGCACCCCGGCUCUGCGGGAGUGGAUGGAGAGCCCGGCCGCCGUGGGCAGCAGGGGAUGUUUGGCCAGAAGGGAGACGAGGGGGCACAGGGAUUCCCUGGCUUGAGCGGCCCUGUUGGAUUGCAGGGCACAAAUGGGGAGCUGGGGGAGAAAGGGGAUUCCGGGCCAUCAGGCGCCGCUGGGGCCCCAGGCAAGAGGGGGCCCCCAGGAGAGGACGGAGCCAAAGGCAACUUGGGCCCCAUCGGCUUCCCUGGCGACCCAGGCCCCCCUGGAGACCCCGGGGUGCCGGGCCUGGAUGGAGCCCCUGGGGAGAAGGGUGAUGGCGGGGACCCCGGCAUCCCGGGCCCAGCAGGCGCUUCUGGGGAACCGGGUCCCCCUGGUCCCCCAGGAAAGAGAGGGGAGCAGGGCCUGCUGGGGGCCCCGGGGCAGGCAGGGCCACCGGGCCCCACGGGCCCCCCAGGUUUGCCCGGUCUCAAGGGAGACCCCGGCUACAAGGGUGACAAGGGUCACGCCGGGCUCAUCGGGCUCAUCGGCCCCCCAGGGGAGAUGGGAGAGAAGGGAGACCAGGGGCUGCCUGGCAACCAGGGGGCCCCAGGACCCAAAGGAGACCCCGGCUUGGCUGGCCCCAUUGGCCCCCCAGGCCCCCCCGGAUCCCCUGGGCUUGCGGGGCCACUGGGCCAGAAGGGCUCCAAGGGGUCGCCGGGACCCUGGGCCCCAAGGGGACACAGGACCCCCAGGACCCCCAGGGCCACCGGGCCGCCCGGCGGAGCUGCGGGAGCCGCUGCCCAUGGGAGGGGGCCGCGAAGAGGCGCCGCGAGGCGGUAG